CCAAUAUUUUUGGAUCAUUUAUGAAAUUAUAAAAAAUAGACAAUCAUGUACACAAUCUAACAACUAAAAAACAUUUUAGAAGUUUCAACCUAUUUUAAAAACCAAUCAACCAGGUAAGCGCGCAGACAGUGAAUAAAAGUCAGAAAUCAUUACCAUUAGAAAAAAUGGUGAGCCACCAACCUCAAUUAUUAAGUUAAAAUAAACUGGCCCAAUCUAUUUGGAAAUGAAUGUUGUGGCUAUGUGACAUGAAUCCUUAGACUCCUAUAAAUAUAUGCUCUGGUGGCAAUUAGUACAUCUCACUUGUGUGAUUCAGCUCACAUUUUGUGCACUUUUGUGCGUCAUUUGGUCCAUCCACUCCUCUUUGUGUACUUUUCCAUCCCACUGCCACAAGCAAUCUCUCCAUUGUAAACCCAUUUUCCUAAUUCUCAUGGGAACCAGCAUUGGUUGUUCCUCUGAUCCUAAUGACUCUCAAGAUCUCCCUUGUUCUUAUGUUCCUGUACCCGAUGGCCCCCACUCCGCCAGAGCUCCGUCGACGGAGCCUCAUAGCCAGCUGAAGGGAGUGCUUUUGAUCUCAUGCGGGUUGCUCAUGCUAGUGCUAUUGGUGGCCUUCAAUGGCUACAGGGCCUCAAAUAGACAUGAAUAUGAUGAUGGGAAUGUGUCAUUGCCAACGUUAACAUCCAAUGAAGAAUUAUUAGCUUGGCCAACAUGGCAGCCUGUUCCACGUGGUGUAUCUGCAGGGGUCUCUGAGAAGUCCAAUAGGUUACUCAACUCCAACAUUAAUAAUAGGGAAUCAUAUCCUUGGAACAACAGCAUGCUGUCAUGGCAAAGAACAGCUUUCCAUUUCCAGCCUGAGAAGAAUUGGAUGAAUGAUCCUAAUGGUCCAAUGUACUACAAGGGAUGGUACCAUUUCUUCUACCAGUACAAUCCCAAGGGUGCAGUUUGGGGAGACAUCAUCGUUUGGGGACACGCCGUGUCAAGGGACUUGAUCCACUGGCUUCACCUUCCAGUGGCAAUGGUCGCCGACGAAUGGUACGACAAAAAUGGUGUGUGGACUGGCUCAGCCACCAUUUUACCCAAUGGUGAAGUGAUCAUGUUGUACACCGGUUCAACCAACGACUUGGUGCAGGUCCAGAACCUUGCCUACCCUGCAGACCCAUCUGAUCCCUUACUCAUUGAUUGGAUCAAAUACCCUGGAAACCCAGUUCUGUUCCCACCACCAGGUAUCGGUACCAAGGAUUUUCGUGACCCAACCACCGCUUGGCUCACCUCUGAAGGAAAAUGGCGCAUUUCCAUCGGCUCGAAGCUUAACAGAACUGGAAUCGCCUUGGUUUAUGACACAGAGGAUUUCAAGACAUUUGAGCGUGUUGAGGGAAUCCUUCAUGCUGUGCCUGGCACUGGCAUGUGGGAGUGUGUUGAUUUCUUCCCUGUUUCUUCUACUGUUGAAAAUGGCUUGGACACAUCAUUUAAUGGGGCUGGUGUGAAGCAUGCGAUGAAGGUUAGCCUAGAUGAUGAUAGACAUGAUUAUUACGCGCUGGGGAGUUAUGAUGAAAACAAUGUCAAGUUCACACCAGAUGAUUUCAAGAACGAUGUUGGUAUUGGAUUGAGGUAUGACUAUGGUGUCUUUUAUGCAUCCAAGACAUUUUAUGAUCAGAGGAAAAAAAGGAGAGUGCUGUGGAGUUGGAUUGGAGAGUCGGAUAGUGAACAUGCUGAUGUUGCCAAAGGUUGGGCAUCGGUUCAGGGUAUUCCAAGAACAGUGAUGCUUGAUAAAAAAACCGAUAGCAACUUGCUUCAAUGGCCUGUUGCAGAGGUGGAGAGUUUGAGAUUGAAAAGUGACAAGUUUGAGAAUCUAAAGGCGAAGCCAGGGACAGUGGUGCCCCUAGACAUUGCUACAGCCACACAGUUGGAUAUUGUGGCUGAGUUUGAGAUAGAUAAGGAGGCGUUGGAGAAGACAGCCCGAUCCAAUUUGGAGUACAAGUGCGAUAGCAGUGGUGGAUCAGCUGAACGUGGUGCCUUGGGACCUUUUGGUCUUCUGGUUUUAGCGGAUGAUGGUCUUUCUGAAUAUACUCCUGUCUACUUCUAUAUGGUUAAAGGAAGAGAUGGACAUCUCAAGACUUACUUCUGCUCUGAUCAAUCAAGGUCUUCUCUGGCGACUGAUGUUGAUAAGAAUAUCUUUGGAAGCUUUGUUCCAGUACUAAAAGAUGAAAAGAUGUCUAUAAGGAUAUUGGUGGACCAUUCUAUAGUGGAAAGCUUUGCUCAAGGUGGAAGGACGUGCGUGACAUCCCGGGUAUAUCCAACAAGGGCAAUGUAUGGAACCGCUCGAUUGAUGUUGUUCAAUAAUGCUACUGAGGCUACUGUGACUGCCUCACUAAAGGUUUGGCAGAUGAACUCUGCAUUCAUACGACCAUUCCACCCUGACCAGAGGACAUAAAUGGCAGGGAUAAGAGAAUUAGAAGAUUCAAUUACAUAACAUAGCUGAAAGAUGUUGCAUCGCCAACUGGUACUGCUCGCAUUUAAUCCAUGGCACCUUCUUAUCAAUCCACCUAAAGCUCUGGAUUUUGGAGCAAAAGCACACCGCUCCUUCAAUUUUGUCCAAAUCUUUUUCCAUUUGCAUGUGUCUAUUGUUAUGAAUUAAUUAUCCCAAAAGCUUAAGCUGUUAGGCAAAAGACACAUGAAUGAUUAUAUUUCAAAUACACCUCCUCACGCAAGAGCUCACUUGGGCUUUAAGCGAGAACA
Molecule: messenger RNA, 2733 nt
Organism: Lotus japonicus
Lineage: Eukaryota; Viridiplantae; Streptophyta; Magnoliopsida; Fabales; Fabaceae
Product: acid beta-fructofuranosidase-like
Exons: 7
Coding region: 272-2428 (718 amino acids)
Biological process (GO): carbohydrate metabolic process
Molecular function (GO): beta-fructofuranosidase activity
Source: RefSeq, a predicted model, not a curated record